Messenger RNA from Sorex araneus (European shrew), 948 nucleotides. RefSeq names its product olfactory receptor 51H1-like. Gene Ontology annotation, cellular component: membrane. Gene Ontology annotation, biological process: G protein-coupled receptor signaling pathway. The record is from RefSeq and is a predicted model, not a curated record. Bases 1 to 948 code for a protein of 315 amino acids. Lineage: Eukaryota; Metazoa; Chordata; Mammalia; Eulipotyphla; Soricidae. The transcript has a single exon. Gene Ontology annotation, molecular function: G protein-coupled receptor activity; olfactory receptor activity.
AUGAAUUCUAAUGCAUCGCAUGUCAACCACCAUAGUUUCAUUUUGACAGGAAUCAUAGGAAUGCCAGAGAAAAACCCAUGGAUGGCUUUUCCCCUGGGACUUCUCUACACUCUAACUCUCUUGGGGAAUGGCACUAUCCUAGCUGUCAUCAAGAUAGAUCAGAGCCUCCAUGAGCCCAUGUACUAUUUUCUCUCUAUCUUGGCUCUGACUGAUAUUAGUCUCUCAAUGUCCACUCUGCCCUCCAUGCUGAGCAUCUUCUGGUUCAAUAUCCCUGAGAUUUCCUUUGAUGCAUGCAUCACACAGAUGUUUUUCAUUCAUGGGUUUGGAAUACUGGAAUCAGGAGUCUUAGUGGCUAUGGCCUUCGACAGAUUUGUGGCCAUCAGAGACCCUCUGCGCUAUGCUUCUAUCCUCACCCAUGGUGUCAUUGGCAAGAUUGGAAUAGUUAUCCUCACUCGGGCAUUCUCUGUGGUCUUCCCCGUGCCUUUUCUUAUAAAGAGGCUGCCCUUCUGCCGAUCCAAUGUUUUGUCUCAUUCAUACUGUCUCCACCAAGAUGCCAUGCGACUAGCUUGUGCCAGUACCCGAGUCAACAGCCUCUAUGGUCUCAUCGCAGUCAUCCUCACCUUGGGACUGGACGCCCUCAUGAUUCUUUUUUCUUAUGUUCUCAUCCUGAACACAGUGCUGGGAAUUGCCUCCAGGGAUGAAAGGCUCAAAGCUCUCAAUACAUGUCUCUCUCACAUCUGUGCUGUUCUUCUCUUCUAUGUUCCCCUCAUUGGUAUUACCAUGGUCCAUAGAUUUGGAGAGCAUUUACCACCAGUGGUACAUACGCUAAUGGGCAAUGUCUAUCUGCUACUUCCCCCUGUACUGAACCCCAUUGUCUAUAGUGUGAAAACCAAGCAAAUCCGCAGGCGGAUUAUCUAUGUCUUCCAGAGGAGAAAAAAUGGAGCCUAG